UAGCCGUCAACCGGAUGACGAUUCGACGAUUGACGUCGAAUGUAUGCUUGUCAUUGGAUAUGAAUUUUCUUCAAAGAUGGUUCUGUAAUAUCCUCGUUAGUGUACAGUUUGCUGAGAAACGGACGGUUGAUAUGACAGUAUUUCUAUCCGACACAGGUAACAAUUGGACCCAGUAGAAGCAAAAGCCACUGCCAUGUAUUCGGAAUGGAGGUCUCUGCACCUGGUGGUGCAGAGCGACCUAGGCCACCUGAGUGUCCUUCACUCGUACCCUCCGGUGGUGGGGCGUGACGUGGCCAAUGCAGUGGUUAGACCUCUGGGGGUGACCCUGGGCACCCCGUCCACCGAUAACAUGCUCAAGACCGACAAAGAGGUGAAGUGGACAAUGGAGGUGCUGUGCUACGGCCUAACCCUGCCUUUGGACGGGGACACGGUUAAGCUGUGCGUGGACGUCUACACGGACUGGAUCAUGGCGCUGGUCGCUCCGCGUGACUCCAUCCCCCAGCCAAUCGCCAAGGAGCCCAACCUCUAUGUGCAGACCAUCCUCAAACACCUCCACAACCUCUUCCUGCCCAGGCCGGAGCAUUACAGCCCCAUGCACUUCCGGCUGUGCCAACAGGUGCUGACGGCAGUGCAAAAGCUGGCCAGGGAAUCGGGCGGCGGCAUGGCCCGGGAGACCUGGGAGGUGCUGCUGCUCUUCCUGCUGCGAAUCAACGACACCCUGCUGGCCCCGCCCACAGUUGGAGGUGGGAUAGCGGAGAAGCUGGCUGAGAAGCUGAUCAGCGUGCUGUUUGAGGUGUGGUUCCUGGCCUGCAUGCGCUGCUUCCCCACACCGCCCUACUGGAAGACGGCCAGGGAGAUGCUGGCCAACUGGAGGCACCACCCCCCCGUGGUGGAGCAGUGGAGCAAGGUCAUCGCCGCCCUCACCUCCAGACUGUUGCGGUUCACCUACGGUCCAUCCUUCCCUCCGUUCAAAGUCCCAGAUGAGGACGCCAACAUGAUCCCUACUGAGAUGGACAACGACUGUGUGGCUCAGACCUGGUUCCGUUUUCUUCACAUGCUGAGUAACCCGGUGGACCUUAGCAACCCGCUGACGGUCAGCUCUACGCCAAAGUUCCAGGAGCAGCUGCUGGGGGUGAGCGGCGUGCCCCAGGAGGUGAUCCAGCAGCAUCCCUGUCUCAAUCAGCUGCCCCAGAUCUUCUUCAGGGCCAUGCGGGGGGUCAGCUGCCUGGUGGAUGCCUUCCUGGGUGUCUCCCGUCCCCGGUCGGACAGUGCCCCGCCCACCCCUGUCAACAGACUGAGCAUGCCGCCGCCCACCACCAACACCACGCCCCCUCACAACCGUCGCCACAAACCCACAGGGGUCACAAAGACGGCCAGUAAAACCUCAACGGCAAGCAUAACACACCAACCCAAAGUGUCCCACCAGCCGUCCUCCUCCUCCCCCCUGUCCAGCCCCAACCAGACCAGCUCGGAGCCCCGGCCGCUGCCUGCCCCCACCAGGCCCAAGGUCAACAGUGUCCUCAACCUUUUUGGCCAGUGGCUUUUUGACGCCGCGCUGGUGCACUGCAAGCUCCACGCAGGCCUGAGCCGGGACAACAGCAUGACUGCCCUGGCCACUCAGACAGGUGUGGAGCUGAGGAGGAAGGGCUCCCAGAUGUCCACAGAUACCAUGGUGUCCAAUCCCAUGUUCGACGCCAACGAGUUCCCCGACAACUACGAGUCGGGCCGGGCUGAGGCCUGUGGAACCCUCUGUAGGAUCUUCUGCAGCAAGAAGACUGGCGAGGAGAUACUGCCCGUUUAUCUGUCCAGGUUCUACAUGGUUCUGAUCCAGGGCCUCCAGAUCUCCGACUACAUCUGCCGACCGGUGCUGGCCAGCAUCAUCCUCAACUCCUCAGCCCUCUUCUGCUCCGAUAUUAAGGGCAUUAAUGUGGUGGUCCCCUACUUCAUCUCAGCCCUGGAGAACGUCCUCCCUGACCGAGAGCUGUCAAAGUUUAAGACAUACGUGAACCCCACUGACCUGAGGAGAGCUUCCAUUAACAUCCUGUUGUCCAUGCUGCCUCUGCCACACCACUUUGGCAAGGUCAAGUCAGAGGUGCUCUUGGAGGGCAAGUUUAGCAAUGAUGACAACUCGCUGCACGACAAGGCCGUCACCUUCCUCUCCUUCAAGCUGCGAUUGGUCAACAUCCUAAUAGGAGCGCUACAGACGGAGACGGACCCCACCAACACGCAGAUGAUCCUGGGUGCCAUGCUCAACAUUGUCCAAGACUCUGCUCUCCUGGAGUCCAUCGGCGCCCAAGCGGAGGUGGGCAGUGUGGAUGGCAGCCAUGCUCUGGCUAAAAGCCACAGCAGGAACAACAGUGGCAUCAGCAACGCCAGCGGGGGCAGCUCUGAGGCCACCACCCCCGACAGCGAGAGGCCCGCCCAGGCCCUCCUCAGAGACUACGCUCUCCACACAGAUACAGCCGCCGGCCUACUGAUCCGCAGCAUCCACCUGGUCACCCAGAGGCUCAACUCCCAGUGGAGGCCCGACAUGAGCAUCUCCCUGGCCGCUCUGGAGCUGCUGGCCGGCCUAGCCAAGGUGAGGGCGAGUGUGGAGUCAGCGGACCGUAAACGUGCAGUCAGCUCGGUGUGCAGUUAUAUCGUGUAUCAGUGCAGCCGGCCGGCCCCCCUCCACUCCCGAGACCUGCACUCUAUGAUCGUGGCGGCCUUCCAGUGCCUGUGUGUGUGGCUGACAGAGCACCCCGACAUGCUCAAUGAAAAGGACUGUUUGAUAGAGGUGCUGGAGAUUGUGGAGCUGGGAAUAUCGGGCAGCAAGUCUAAGACCAGUGACCAGGAAGUGCGGUACAAAGGGGACAAGGAGCACAAUCCGGCCUCCAUGAGGGUGAAAGAUGCUGCCGAGGCCACCCUGUCAUGCAUAAUGCAGGUCCUGGGGGCGUUCCCGUCGCCCAGUGGCCCCGCCUCCCCCUGCAGCCUGCUGAACGAGGACACCCUGAUAAAGUACUCCAGGCUGACCUCUACCAGCCGCAAGAACUUCCGCUACUUUGUCCUAGACAACUCUGUCAUCCUGGCCAUGCUGGAGCAGCCGCUGGGCAACGAACAGACAGAUCCCUGUCCAUCCGUGACCAUGUUGAUAAGGGGGAUGUCUGGGAGACACGCCUGGACCAUGCAGCUCUUCCACCAACCCAGGGGGGCCCGUGCCAGCCAGAAGCAGGUGUUUAUCCCAGAGAGUCGGCCCACUCCCAAAAAUGAUGUGGGGAUCCGGUUGAACGUCAAACACAGACCCUUCCCAGAAGAAGUGGAUAAAAUUCCAUUUGUGAAAGCAGACCUGAGCAUUCCGGACCUACACGAUAUCGUAGAUAAGGAGCUGGAGAUGCAGCACGACAAGCUGCGAGGUGUGAUGGCCAAGCAGAUCGAGUACGAGACGAUGCUGGAGCACGGCAGCGAGGAGCGCUGGAGCAGCAAGAGCUUCCCAGACGUGCUGACGGACUGCAAGCCCCCGACUCCCUCGCAGGAGUUCCAGACGGCCCGCCUCUUCCUGUCGCACUUUGGCUUCCUGUCACUGGAGGCACUCAAGGAGCCCGGCAACAGUCGCCUACCUCCACACCUGAUUGCACUGGACUCUGGGUUGCCGGGCUUCUUUGACGACAUGAGCUACCUGGACCUGCUGCCCUGCCGGCCUUGCGACACAGUCUUCCUCUUCUACAUGAAGGCCGGCCAGAAGAGCAGCCAGGAGAUCCUGAGAAAUGUGGAGUCGAGCGCCAACGUGCAGCAUCACUUUCUGGAGUUCCUGAUGUCGCUGGGCUGGCCCGUGGAGGUGGGGCAGCACCCGGGCUGGACAGGCAGCGUCUACACUAGCUGGUCCAUCAACAACCACAACAACAAUGGAGACAGCAUCCAACCAGAUGAUACUAUCACCCUGGGAGACACGGGCGGGGGCGUGUUCAAUGGAGAGAAGCGGGUGCUGUACUACGCCGACGCCCUGACCGAGAUCGCCUUUGUCGUUCCCUCGCUCACAGACUCCUCCGCUGAGUCAUCGGAAAGCAGUUUCCCCACAGUGGAUUCUGACUCUCAGAUGGAACUGCUACCCAACCUGCUGAAACAGUCCAACCUCACACUGGAGCUCUUCCCCAACCACUCUGACAACGUGGCACCCGCACAGAGGAGUCCUACGGUGAAGUCUAAGAAGAUGCCUCCCGGCAGGACCAUCCCUCCAAUGGGACCAGAGACAAAAGUACUGGUGGUCUGGGUGGAGCGCUACGAUGAUAUCGAGAACUUUCCCCUGGCUGACCUGCUGGUAGAGACGAGCACUGGAGUGGAAACCACGGCCAACAGUAGCACCUCAACAAGACCCACCACGUCCGGUCAGGAUGUGCAGGUGAUCUUCAUCCACCCUCUGAAGACGGGCCUGUUCCGGAUCCGCCUGCAUGGGGCCCUGGGAAAGUUCAGCAUGGUCGUCCCCCUGGUGGAUGGCAUGGUAGUCAGCAGGAGGUCACUAGGGUUCCUGGUAAGGCAGACGGUGAUCAACGCUUGCCGGCGGAAGCGGCUGGAGAGUGACUCGUACAACCCUCCACACGUGCGUCGGAAACAGAAGAUCGCCGAGGUGGUGAACCGCUACCGCAACAAGCAGCUGGAGCCCGAGUUCUAUACCGCGCUCUUCCAGGAGGUCGGCGUGAGCAGCCUCGACCGUGACCCCACCCCCGAUGAACUUUGAACUUUCACCUCCCUCCCCACAAGGACUGCAAAGAUUCUUUAUAUUUAUAAAAUGUUUCUCUUCUUCUUUACUUUGUUAUUUAUAUUAUCAGCACUUGGUGGCCACGUUCCAAGUCGACAAUUUAGUUUCUCCCCAACCCGCACUGCAACACUGCUCAUCUGCAACUUACUCUAGUUCUACCCAAGCCUUGUAGGACUCUUUGAUGGUGUCUGGUUGUGGCACUAACCUCACCAGGCUGCGAGGCGUCAGGCUUGGGCAAAGGAAGCACCUUUAGUUUUGAGGAGAAGGUAUAUGCUUAAACAACUGACUAUAAACUUGUGACACGGCACGUGGCAAAGUGAUUGCUAUCGGCGCUCAAUUCAAAAUGGCUUCCACUCUGUGGCUGUGACUAGUUCCCACAGCCGUCUCACUGUGGUUUUUCAAGUCCGAUUCUUCUGUUUGCUUUUCUAUGAAAUGCAUCAGUCUGUCCAUUUCCCAUAUUUAACAGUUUUUUUUUGUUUAUUAUGUUGGUCUGGAAUGGAAAGGAGAGGUCAAAACAUCCAACUUUUUCAUUGACGAAACAACGACACUACAAAAACUAAUAUUGACAAAAUUCAAAUCUCACUUCAGUAAAUUGUCAUUUUUUACUUUUGGUUCUCUCUUCCCACAUACAUAAUUGUACCAGUUAGCGAAAAUGUAUAGUUCUGCUUUUACUUUAAAUCUCAGGUAGUUUGAGCUUUUUAUAUUCAUCGGUAUCUGGGUUGUUUUCUUUAGGCACGAAAAUGAAAAAAUAUAUAUAUACUAAAAUAGGGAGAGACUAGCGGAACUUGUAUGUUUUUCCAUUGCAAACCAUUUUGCUACUGUUCCCUAAUGAAUGCGACCUUGGUAAUGUACUCAAUGCACUCCCAACCAACUGUGACUAGGGUCGGGUUUCAAUAAUGGACUUUUUUGGCAUAGAGAAAAUAAGCCACAUCCUAUGCCACUACUUUAUCUGCUUGAAUAAAAUACAAAAUAGUAGCUAGCAAGAUGAAGAUCACAGAGGUCAUUUUUAAUGAGUGCAUUUCGCAAGUGGCUAGUUUGCAUCAACUACCUUAAUUGAAACCCCUCCAAAGGUGUUGCCUGCCAACUGGUUUUGAAUUGCAACAUUCUGGCAUGUCUGUCUCGUCAUUUUUUGGGAGAGUCCCCAGAUAUGGUUUAUUUUACUUAUCGACGUAAGUACAGUAGUUCUUCUAUCCCAAAAUAUUCCGGAAUUUAAAACCAGACCCUAGUCACUGUGUCGCCACGGGUCGGGUUUUGGAGACUAACAAACUGACCUUGUUUUGGGCUUUUAGUGCACUCUAAAACGUGUGGCAUUUCACAUUCACUGAAGCUGAUGGUCGUCUCGAUAUGGAACUUCAGGAAGUCAAAAUCACUGAUGGAUUAUACUUUUUUUUGGUAUGGAUUUGAAAAUGAAAUCCUUUAUAGGUUUGUUUCUUCCCGUGUCAGAUAAAAAUGCAAAAUAUGUAUACAUAUAAAAUACAUUUUGAUUGGUGAUAUAAACGGUGAGUUUCAGUUGAUUGUUUGUUAUUCACAGUUGGAAAUAUGAUGAUCUUGGUUGAUUGAAAAAAAUGAUUUGUCACGAGCACUGUGUUUUAACAUCCCAUUCCAGAUGUGAUCCUUCAGAAGCUGAUACAUACCGCCAUUUUAUGUCUAUAAUAUUGCCAUGCCAAUAUGUCCAGCCUAGAACCAAAUUCAGAGCAUUAAGUCACUAAUGUGUAGCUGCAGAGGUUGUACUGUUGUAUCUUUUUUUAGUGUCUUUAUUUGUGCUCGACUUCGAGGCAACAUAACUUAUCGCUAUUAAGGGCUGAAACAUCAGUUUUAUCGAGUUAUUUUUGCAAUGUUCUGUUAAGGGUUGGACGGAUGCAACUGACGCCCUGUUCACUACUGUGUAUGCCACUGGAUCUGUCCUAGACACAGAUUUUAUACAUUGAACAAAAAUAUAAACUCAACAUGCAACAAUUAUAAGAUAUUACUUAGUUACAGUUCAUAUAAGGAAAUCAGUUAAUUUAAAUACAUUCAUUAGGCCAUAAUCUAUGGAUUUCACAUG
Messenger RNA from Oncorhynchus gorbuscha (pink salmon), 6776 nucleotides. RefSeq names its product ral GTPase-activating protein subunit beta-like. The transcript is spliced from 30 exons. Gene Ontology annotation, biological process: activation of GTPase activity; regulation of small GTPase mediated signal transduction. The record is from RefSeq and is a predicted model, not a curated record. Gene Ontology annotation, molecular function: GTPase activator activity. Bases 194 to 4711 code for a protein of 1505 amino acids. Lineage: Eukaryota; Metazoa; Chordata; Actinopteri; Salmoniformes; Salmonidae.